This is a messenger RNA of Aspergillus melleus, 4340 nucleotides long. RefSeq lists its product as uncharacterized. The transcript is spliced from 2 exons. The record is from RefSeq and is a predicted model, not a curated record. NCBI's taxonomy places the organism in Eukaryota, Fungi, Ascomycota, Eurotiomycetes, Eurotiales, Aspergillaceae. Bases 1383 to 3986 code for a protein of 867 amino acids.
CAUGAACCUGGUAGCAGCUAAUUGAACCCUGGUCUGUGAAGCUUUUAUUCCUAUACUCUGUUUAAAAGGCAAUUCUACUCCAAGUAUGUAGUUGUGAUGAGAAGCAUAAAUGACUAAUCACGGAUGACUUAACUAAAUGAACAACCCCGGAUGAUCACAUGCCCCAAGAAUCUCCAAUCAUUCAUCUUCAAUUCUUCAGUCCUUCAUCUUCAGCUCCGUUUCCAAUGCGAUUCGUCGACGCAGGGGGGAUUGAGAAAGAUCUCGUCUAUUUAUAUCAAUUGUUUGCAUUUUGAGGGAGGUCACAUCCAAUAUCCAUCGAUCAGAGCUGCAUGGAAUCUCCAUCCUGCGGCCCCAUUCAAUUCAGGGGUUCCAACCCCUCAGGGUUAACCCGUCCAGUCCAGCACUAAGAAAAAGCCGGUCGGCUUCUCCUUAAGCCGGACUGGCGCAAGGACCGUGGCCUUCAAGCAUAUUCUUAACCCAUCUAAUCUCGGUUUGAUGACGAUCUCCGCCUGCAGGUCGUUUUUUAAACUUGGCCCACUCAUCCUGCGGUGGUUGUGAUGGCCACAAGUUCCAGAUUUACUUUCUUCCUCUGGCAUGCUGUGGUGUCUGACCGUCUGAGUCUGAGUCUUGGAGAUGUCAAACCAGCCCCGAGGCCACACUUCCCUCAGCCCCAUGGGAGAUUACUGGAAAAGGGAGGUUAAUCUUACUACCAGAAAUUAGUGAUUAUUAUUGAAUUCGGCCUCAUCAACGGUCGAUCCCCACGGCUCAGAUCCCUGCCUUUUCGGGGACAGUCAAGAAAAAAAAAAGAAAAAAAACGAAAAAAGAACCGGACCGUGGUUCACUCAGGGACAGAGAAGAAAGUCACUGCCCAAUGGAUGAUGCCCUUCUGGUUUGUUUUCCUUCGUUAUUCUUCCUGUCAUUCUGAUUCUGACUUCUGACUGUUGUUGCAACUUCUUGUUCUACAUCUUAUUAUAAUUGCUUUUUUAAUCCCUAAUUCCUUAGCUCUUAAUCUUUGUGCCCUCUUUCGAUCGCUUCUUUUCUUAUUCUGUCGCUCUCUAAUUUCUUUUCUUUCUUUCUCUUGUUAUUAAUUUACUCUUGGCAAUUUUCUUAUCAAUUGUUUUAAUUGAGUGUGGUUGUUUGGCAUUUUUUGGCUUUGCGACUGCAUCUACAUCCCACCUACAGCUAAUAGACUUAUCCCUUCUUUACCUUCAUUUGGCUUUGCAGAUCCAAACACCCUCUCCGAACGAAAAAGCAGACUGUCUCUCCCUUCGUCCCCCAUGGCCUUGUUUUGAGUGGGAUCAUCGCGUCGUCGUUCGAAAUCUGGGUCUUGUCGUUGGCCCAUCACGCCCCUCUCGUGUGAUCUCUCACCUCCCACAAACAUCAUGGCCUAUGGUACAACCUCUGCGGAGGAUGCGAGACAUCCCCCGCCAAUCCCCCCUUCGCCGACGUUAUCGAACCCGGACAUGAUCCUGCCAUUCGACGGGAGCGAACGCGAGUCCUCCACUCCAUCCCCUCCAUUCAACCUGCCGUCCUUGUCCCACCUGCAAUCCUUCUACGGACCUCGAACCUCGUCCUCCGAUUUCAGCGGCGAUUCCACCAGGAAUGGUACCUAUGCGCCCGUCUACCGACCGCAAAAAAUAGGUUUUCCGCGCCACACGUGGCUGCACGAGGGUCACGAGGCCAGUCGCCGUUUAUCGGAUAUCGGAGAGGAGGAGACGCCGUCGCCGGCAUCAUACAUGGGCGGGUUUUCGAAGAAUGCGCACGUCGUGGCGCGUAAUGGGCUGGCAAGCUCUCCCGUGCCAUAUCGCGUCGCGGAGGACACCGAAAAUAAGGAUGCCGGUGCGUGGAGUAGCUCGUCUAGCUCGACAAUUAGUGCCACUAGCGAAACCUCUUCGGAAGGGACCAAGGGGCGUGCACAAGGCCAGAGUGUCUUGCCUCAGGAGGUUGACAGCAUGAAUAACAAUCAAUUGAGGCAGGCCAUUCGGGCCAUUGAGACUGGCACCAACGGUGACCCGUCACGACUGAGCAUUGUGUCGACCACGGAGGAAGGGAGCCCGGCCGAUGAGCUAUCGUCGGUGAUAUUAAGUAGCGAGGCGGAAAGGAUUCUCGAGAAUGCAAAGAAGCGACUGACGGUAUGUUGGAAAGUACAAAUGGAAACUUCAUUUAUGACUAAUUGGCGUCCACUGCAGCUCAUGGAAGGUAAUCUUACAAAGGCCCGUUCGUCAGUGCGCGUAUCCCCGUCACUACCGACGUCGCCAACGCCAUCCGGCAAUCAGCCACUCGGACUCGGUCAACCCGUCGGCGGCCUGUACCAAUCGAUCUCCCGGGCUGAUCGUAGGGCGUCCACGUUACGCCCUCGUGCAACGUACUCGUCCUCUCAGGAUUCGUCGAACAACCGCCAUUCGCGCGUGUACAGCGAGACCACCCUGCCGUCCACGUCUUUGUCAAGUCUACAACCCGCCUCGCCCAAUCUGUCCCGGUCCAUGAGUGCUUUGGGAUCGAGCACCGCCUCCAAUUUCAACAAUGAUGACCGCUCGUUCCAAUAUGCCCCGGACAGAGCCUAUCUCACCCAUCGCGCAUCUAUCAAUUCCCUCCAGCCAAUUUCGCAAGAACAGAAGCCCUCUGAUACACCUCAAGGCUUGGGAAUCUCGACAACGGAAGAAGAGGAUCAGCUCUCGACUGUAGACGAGUUCGACUCGAGCUACCAAACAUAUGAUCCUCCAUCUCGCUCCCAGUCGCAGCUUCAGGUCCGAGAUCUCCAAGAUCAGAUGAAGGGGUUGCACAUCAAGAUAUCUAGUUUGAAAGUUAAGGCACAGGAGGAUAAUCUACGGCGACGGAGCUUGCAGAGCUUGCGAACCCCAAGUCCGUUCACCGCGGCGGAACAUUGGUAUAACAAUCCCCUGGAAACGAGGGAUCAUCACAGCAACUUGAACCAGGGGCGUGGACAUACCCCGGAGUACCCUCGGGAGCGGCGAUCCAACGAAUCCAACCGAGAACGCUAUUCCGCUCGCAACGGACAGGAGACGGCCGGUGUCAACGGCACUGCACGGUACGCCACGCCCGCUUCGCGAGCCCACCAGCCAGCGGAGGACGACGACAACCAAUCAGUUAUCGAAAGCCUCUAUGAGGAUGCUCAAGAAGGCGAAUACGACACGGACGGUUCGUCAGGCUCGGAGAUCGACCGGGAGGCUUUAAAUGAAAUUCUGCGCGAGCCGUUGGACGACGACCUCCAAGAUCCCCUCGGAUCCUUCCCUCCGGUGCCUGCGACCCAGGAUUCUCGGCCUCACGAGGAACGCGAAGAUGCCUUCGACUACGAGAAUUUCAUUCUGCACAGUGCUUUGGGCAACUAUACGCAGAGCCGAAUGCGCCGGAAAAGUGAAGCUUCGACUUCAUCUGUCGAAACCACGCGACCUGCUCAAGAUCGCCAACCUGUCCGUCACUCUCGGACCAAUAGCAACGCGUCGGUCUCUACCAUGGCAACUUAUGCUACUGCCACGGAAGGAGAUCCGGAUGAUUUUGAAAACGUGCUCUACUGGGAUAGGAGGUUCAAUGCUGAAUUGCUUUCCCAUCCGCGAUACGCCGAAGAGGACGAGGACGAUACUGGCGAUGAAUCUGAUAAUAUGGGAACCCCGCGCGCCAACCGCCAACGCAAUAGCAACGAGGACUGGCAGUCGGAUUCGCUCACGACGCCCCAGCGGUCUAGUUCGACAACGACGGGGUCCGCCACCCCAACGGCCCUGGCAUCGACUCUCGUGUCGACAGUGCGGGCAGCCGCUAGCCCUCACCCCAACUCCGAGAACAGCAAUAUGGGCCUUAACAAUGACGAUACGCGCCUGCUGGAACAGCUGUUCAAAAGUCUGGGCGAUGUCUGCAUGGACCUCCAGACCAUCACGACCUCCGCCGACCCAGAUCCCAAACACGUGCGGUUGCUGCGGUGGCGAUUGGAUGCGGCUCGACGGGUGCUGGACGGGGAGCUUGAUACUUAGUAAUUUUUAAUUCUUGAUUGAUUUGUUCACCGUGCGAGCUGUUGACGAAGGACGAUUGAUAUUUGAUACCCUGAUGUUUGAUUUCUCGUCUUUUGUUCUAUCUGAGAGUAUAUAUACCGAUGUGCAUAGCAUCAGAUGGGAUGCUGCUACUACAUUUUUUGAGUAAUGUUUAGAAUGAACCCGCUAGAGAGAAAAUAUUCGGAGAAGCUCUUCGCAUUGUUGACCAUCUCUGAUAGACAAGUAAAGAAGCGAAGAAGCAAACCGCGAAGUGGGGAGCUGACUAAGCGCCCUGCCGAUCCCAAAGAGGCAAGUCGCGCUGCUCGUGGGAAAAAGAAAUCCACCACUUUCUCUGCG